Messenger RNA from Thamnophis sirtalis, 4195 nucleotides. The record is from RefSeq and is a predicted model, not a curated record. Lineage: Eukaryota; Metazoa; Chordata; Lepidosauria; Squamata; Natricidae.
CUGCUCCUGCCCAGCGCCUGAGAUCGCGAGCUAACUGCCGGCGCGCUCCGUUCCUCUCCCUUCCUCUCCCUCGGCAGCAGGAGCUCGGGCUGCGGGAGGCGGCUCCACCCCUUUGGAGUUGAUCAGUAAGUGUGGCCGAUGGUGUAAUUGUGAGGCCGUCAUGGCAGCAUUUAAAGGCAUCUGGACCAAGUCCUUCUGGAAGUCUGUGUCAGCAGAAUUUUUGGCCAUGCUCAUUUUUGUCUUCCUCAGCCUUGGCUCUACGAUCAACUGGGGUGGGAUUGAAAAACCCCUGCCUGUGGACAUGGUCCUUAUUUCUCUGUGCUUUGGACUCAGCAUUGCAACAAUGGUCCAGUGCAUUGGACAUAUCAGUGGUGGCCAUAUUAACCCUGCAGUAACCGUUGCAAUGGUUUGCACUCGGAAGAUCAGCCUUGCCAAGUCAGUCUUCUAUAUUGUAGCCCAAUGCCUGGGUGCCAUCGCAGGGGCAGGAAUACUCUAUCUGGUCACUCCAUCAAGUGUAAUUGGGGGAUUUGGUGUUACCCAGAUACAUGCAGAACUUUCCAGUGGACAUGGGCUCUUGGUGGAGCUGAUAAUUACCUUCCAGCUGGUUUUUACUAUUUUUGCCAGCUGUGAUUCUAAGCGAAAUGAUGUCACCGGUUCUGUGGCAUUGGGAAUUGGACUCUCGGUUGCAAUAGGACAUCUAUUUGCUAUCAGUUACACAGGGGCCAGCAUGAACCCUGCUCGGUCAUUUGGGCCUGCAGUUAUCAUGGGAAACUGGAAAGAUCACUGGGUAUAUUGGCUGGGACCAAUUAUAGGAGCUACCCUGGCGGGUGCUCUUUAUCAAUACGUCUAUUGCCCUGAUGAUGAUCUUAAGUUCAAGGAAAAUAAGACAACCCAGCAAUCCAAAGGAAAAUACAUUGAAGUAGAAGAUCCCAAGAGCCAGAGGGAAACAGAUGAUCUACUCCAGAAACCUGGAAUUGUCCACUUCAUUGACCUUGAAAGGGGUGAUGAUAAGAAAGGAAGGGAUCCUACCAAUGAGGUGCUAUCAUCUGUAUGACUAGCAAGAAGCACUGGAAGCAGAGACCAGCCUGCCAGUAUAUCCACAGAUAGUUUUCCACCUAUAAAAGAGACAGAUCUGUUGUGAGUUUGUAUCUUGAGAUAUUUCAAAUGUUGGGCAAUAUCAUCAAUGAAUUAGCUGUUCAAUAAGAUCCUAUGUGAGAUGAUAGUUUAUAUAUAAAACUAAUAAGAACUAAUAUUUAGAAUAAAGAGAGAAGACAAAAGAACUAAGAAAAAAAGAAAUCCAUUUUAUGAAAUUCUCUCCAAAAUUUAUAUCUUCCAAAAUUUUAAAAAAUAGUUCAUUUCUAAUUUCUUCUUGGGAAUCCUAUGUCCUUUAUACAAAAAUAGAAUAAUACUGAUGAUUUUUUGGGGGGGUGUUGCCAUAUUAUCCAUUAAUACAGUGUUCCCCCUUUUGAAAUUUCCAUAUUUUUUCUUUUUCAUUUCUUAAUUUAUAUGGUAAAUGUUUCCCCAAUUUAUUUGUAAAUUCAAUUUUUUUGCUUUGCAUAAUUCAUUUUAUAUCCAUUUGUUUUAUUGUUAACAUCAACAACUGUUGUUGUAAAAUUAUAAUUUGAUAAGAAAUAUUUAUCUUCCUUGGAAAUUUUAUUGUUCUUGUUGUAUCCCAUUAAGAUAGCCUAUAUUUUCCUUGGUUCUUCUUUUUAAGACCAGUAUUAAAUUAUAUGCUAUCCUCUCAUAAAAACUUUAUUUGCAUCCCACACCAUUCUUAAAUCCAUGCCCACAGUUAAAUUAUGUUCAAAAAUUCUGUUAAAUUCUUUUUAUAAUCCAUUAUUCUUUUUAUAAUAGUAUUUCAUUUAAUCUCCAUCUUAAAGUAGUAGCUUUCUCUUUAUAAACCUAAUUCAUAAGAUUAUGAUCAGAACAAGUUUUGGCAAGAUCCCUACUUUAGAAAUCUUAGUAGCUAAUUCAACACUUAUCUAUUACUGAAAAAAAUUAUGUCUUUCUGAAUAAUAAGCAUAUUCUUUAGAGUUACCAUUUUUUUCUGUCAUGCCUACACUAACUCUAAAUUGUUCAUCAAAUCAAAAUGGCAUUUGGUAAUUUACCUUGACUGCUUUAAAUGUUUUUCUCAGAUGUUCUAUCUAAAUGAGGGAGAAAAAACGCCUCAUUCCAAUCUCCAUCAAACACCAAUUUUCAUUAGAAAAAAAAGUAUUAAUUUCUCUAUUAGUUGUUUGUGCCACAUUGCUUUAUCCUCAUUGUUUCAUCAGACCCAUUCUGUAAAAUGAUAGCAAUGUUCUAAACUGAGGGAACAUCAUACAUUAUAUUCAAUUCAUAAAUAUUCUUGUUGAUGUAUUGAAGGAGAAUCUGAAUGAAUGAAUGAAUGAAUGAAAGAUACAUUGAUUUUAAUGCAAUCAGUCAUUAGACGGAAAGAGAAAAUUUAUCUUAAUUUGCCCAUAGAAACAAGAAACUGUUCUUGUGACACUUGUGACACAACAGCCAAUUAAGUGUCUUCUGACACUUAAUUGGCUGUUGUCAAUUUUCAUUAGUAAUUUCACUGUAAAGUCUAUGACAAAUUCAGUGGGACAUGAAAAACCCCUAUCAGCAUUUGUUGAUGCUUCCUUCCCAACCUAUAAAACAUUAAUUAUUUUCUGUUCUUCUCUCUACCAAAAGUCUUCCUCAUUAAUAAUCUUGCAACCAAAAUUAUUUUACAUCCUAAAUAAUGCUAAAAAUAUACACCAAUUCCUUAUCCCUCCCAUGCAAAAGAUCUCACAAGGUAUAGCUGCUCAUCAUAAACUGAUAAAAUGUGUAGGGAUCAGAAAAAGGUGGAUGCUGAUUUCAGUGCACUUAUUCAAACAAAUGAAGCAUUACUGUGCCAAUUUUAUAUACAUGAAAUGUUUAAUCUCAUCCAUUUUGCAUACACUGUGAUUUUUUUAAAAGUAAUUAUAAUAAAGAGGUUUAUUUAUUAAUUGUUUAAAAUACUAUUGGAAUAUUUUUUGGUAACUGAUGUUUUGCAUUCAAAUAUUCUGUGACUAACAAAAGCAUACAUAGGAAGGAAAAAUUAUUCAGAAAAGCAUACAGAAUGUUACUUUGGACAGUCACUGGUGUUUAUGGCUUAAGCUGCUCACCCCUAGCAUGUAUAUAUUGGAAAGACAUCAUUAGCAAAGGCCUAUGUCAGUGGUGUCAAACUUACGGCCCGCGGGCCGGAUGCAUCAUAUGCUGGCCACCCCAUCCCCAGCUUAGCGAAGCAGAAAAAAGUUGUGAUACAUCACGUGAUGACGACGUGAUGAUGCAAGUUUGACAAUCCUCCCAAUUAAGAGGUCUCUGCAAUCUCUCCAUACAUCAAUUUAGAGAAGGCCAGAAACAUCAAGACUGUGUCCCUUCCUCUGGAGUGGCAUGCAUGAUUCAUACAAAAAUGGUGGGGCUUGAAUUAUAUGUCAUAAACAGAAUCCUGGCUUUUCUGAUAUUCCAACAUAUCCUGCAUCAAUCAGCUGAAAUAGUGUUUGUCUGCUUUGGGAACUUUAAAACAUAUGGAUUUCAGCUGUCGGGUCUUAAGGUUGCUAAGGUCAACAAACAUUGAAGUAGAGCAUGGAAUGGCAUGUGAUAGUAUUUGGUGAAUUGGUUGCAUGCGUUUAUAUGCUACAAGUGAUUUUGGCUGAAACGUAGUAAUAUUUACAUUUGCUAACUGUAGCCAGUGUUAUAAUUUUAUUAGUGAUAUGAUUCUUUUGUUCAGAACUCAUCAGUCUCCAUUAAUGGCUGAUUAGUGAAAUGGAUAAAUAUAUAGUCCCACUCUGGCAACACACAUUCUUACAUGAAAUGAUGGCUAGGGCUACCUUACUAAUAAUGGACAUUUAUAUGCUGUAAAAAGUAUACAAUGUCCAGUAUAAGGUUCUUUUACCCUUCCUAUGGAGGGAAAUCCAUCUACCAGAGUAUGAAAUACUUAAGUAUGAAAUACUUAACUUAAUACUUAAGUAUGAAAUACUUAACUGAGUUAAUUAAAAGUGAGAUUGUAAGGACUUCUGAAAAAAGAACAAUAAAAAUAUCGGUAAACUGAUGCUUCAAUGCAUUUUGUGUCUUGAAAAUACUUCUUGCAAAUAAAAAUCUAGAUAAAUCUAGAAAUCUAGAGCCAAGGUGGCGCAGUGGUUAAAUGCAGCACUGCAGGCUACUGCUAGAUCAGCAGGUCAGCGGUUCAAAU